This is a messenger RNA of Triplophysa rosa, 4394 nucleotides long. It is a transcript of the gene dnajc5ab, whose product is annotated as DnaJ (Hsp40) homolog, subfamily C, member 5ab. The transcript is spliced from 5 exons. Bases 219 to 818 code for a protein of 199 amino acids. NCBI's taxonomy places the organism in Eukaryota, Metazoa, Chordata, Actinopteri, Cypriniformes, Nemacheilidae. Gene Ontology annotation, biological process: regulation of synaptic vesicle cycle. The record is from RefSeq and is a predicted model, not a curated record. Gene Ontology annotation, cellular component: intracellular membrane-bounded organelle; presynapse; membrane.
CAGAGACGGUCCUCCUCUUGAUCAGCGCACACGUAUCUGAUCACCGAAGUUUGAUUUACUCCCCUUUGAAGGCCGUCUAUAGAUAUAGAAAAUCAUCCACGAAGAGCUAACGAUCUGCCCCCCUACCUGCGUUUCUCUUUUAUAAGACCGAGUUGGUGGUUGAGAGGCGUGAGGGGAGUGCGAGUGUGUGUGUGUGUGUGUGUGUGUGUGUGUGACUAAUGGCGGAACAACAGAGACAGCGUGCACUUUCCACGUCAGGAGAGUCAUUAUACCAGGUCUUGGGAGUUGAGAAGAACACAGCGCAAGAAGACAUCAAAAAAUCUUACAGAAAACUAGCUCUAAAAUUCCAUCCAGACAAGAAUCCCGACAACCCAGAAGCGGCGGAUAAGUUUAAAGAAAUAAACAACGCUCAUACCAUUUUGUCGGAUCCUACCAAGCGCAACAUCUACGACAAAUAUGGAUCUCUCGGCCUCUACGUGGCAGAACAGUUCGGAGAGGAGAAUGUGAACACAUACUUUGUAUUGUCCAGCUGGUGGGCCAAGGCCUUGUUUAUAUUCUGUGGUGUGGCCACUGGCUGUUACUUCUGCUGCUGUCUGUGCUGCUGCUGUAACUGUUGCUGUGGGAAAUGUAAACCUCAUCCUCCUCACUCAGACGAGCCCGAAUUUUACGUGUCACCUGAAGAUUUAGAGGCUCAGAUGCAGUCUGAUGAGAGAGAUGGCAGCAGCCCCAUUGUGAUGCAGCCCUCCUCGGCCACCGAGACCACUCAGCUGACCGCAGACUCUCACCACACCACAUACCGGACAGAUGCCAGCUAUUAAAGUAACCUCCCUCUGUCAUUCUCUCUCUCACACACGCACGGGACCACCAUGCCAGAAGAGGGCACUGUGGAGAAUGAGUGUUGAGGGAGAGACGGACAGGGGAAAUAAAGGUUGUGGCUAGAAGGGAUACAGCUACGGCCGGAAGUGAUUCAAAAUCUCGCCAAUAAAUGACAUUAGCUAAUGCCUACCCCAACCCUAAACCUACCCUUACAAUAAUACAAAAAUAGUCAUUAACUGUUGUCGGCAUGAAAAAAAUGAGGAGGUAUUGAAGUGCACAUGCCCAGUGGAGGUAGAUGUAUCCCUUCUAGCCAAAACCGAAAUGAAGGGUUGUUGUGCAGAUCUUCUGCUGUAUGAUUGAAAAUGCUUCACUUUACAGGGCAAGACGCAAGUUUUAUUUUAUUUGCCUUUUACCUCGAUCAACCCCAAACCCACUGUUACAAUAUAAUCCCCACAUGCACACACAAGGGUGUCAUUACAGUCUUCCUGGUGUGAUCUUUCAAAAAGGACUGUGCAUAUGUUGGAAUGGCUCUGUAUCUGUAAUACGAAUGACUUGCAUUAGAUUUGAGGUAAAAUUGCAAAAUGUUUAAUAAUAAUUUGAACAAUCACUUAUUUUUGCCAUCUCUAUGUUGUUGUUUACCACUUUUCACAUAACCCUUUUCUCUCUGGCAAAUUCUACGUAUGUCUGCUUCAAUGUUUUCGCAUGCUUCUGAAACUUUUGGCGAUAUGCCUCAGGGACUAGUUCAUAAGCUCGGAGAACCGCGACCUUUACCGUCUCGCAAUCUAGACUUUGUUCAAUUGGCAAUGAUGCGCAAAUCUCUUGAGCUUUUCCCGAAAAACUGCACUGUAACAGUAACGCCCACAUAUCCAUCGGCCAGUUAAGUUUGGUAGCAAUGCGCUCAAAAGCCACAAAAUACACGUCCACCUCUGAUUUGCGAAAGGGUGGCACAAGUUUGAUAUUCUUGCUAACAUCAAAGUCAACAUCUCGACUCACAGCCGUGGUAACAGGUACAGAGCAAGACGAAGAAAAAGUCGGUGAAGGAGGUUUUAUUCGCGGAACUGGGACAGGAGUUCAGGGCUUUAUAUCCCGUUCUGCUUCCGCCUGAAUAACUCCAAGUUUUAAAUGCAGAUUCUCAUUCUCCUUCUGUUUAAGCUGGAGGUCUAGCUCCCUCAAACGGAUAGCUAACAUCGAGUCAGAUUGAACAUCAAGUUCGCUUUCUACUGAGGAGCCUUUGCCCAUUUCAGAGACUGCUUCCGCUGCCUCUGCCGACUGCUCUUCAACUGUCCCCCCAACAAAAUACCAGCUUGGGUUAACUGUUCGCAAAGAGAAUCCUUAAUCACUUGCUUUUUCGCUUCUCUGGGUACCUUUAAGUUAUAAAAAUCUGCAAUUAUUAGCAAGUCCUUCGUCCUACACUUAUGCAGAGCUUCAAUAGUUGGGGAUAUAGAAAACUGUACCAAGUCAAACUCCAUCUUUAACGCCAGUAAGUUUACGCACUUCUCCCAUGCACACGUGCGAAAGCAUUAGCAGACAUUUAAGAUGAAGGGGGGGGGAAUGACUCACCGCUUCGAAUAAACGUUUUGGCGUUGAAAGGACGAGCCCCCCAAUUGUUACGAUUUCCCUUAGUCUAGGGUUAAGGAAUGCAACAAAGCAGCGUGGAGAGAGAGAGAAGUGCUGAGGUCUCCAGGUCCCAUGGUAUCACAACACAAGUUUGAAAUUUAAAUAUAACCAAAGUUUAUUUUACAAGUCUAUAAGUCGAGACUUGUGCAGGGAGAUGGCCUCAAAAUAACAAACCAAAAAUAUGUCUUUCUUGGGGUUUUCGAGUCUUUCUGCCCAGCCAACAAAAGAGAAAAGAAAAGAAGAAACACUGCCCCUGACUCCCUUGCUAUCCAGAUAAACAGGAGAAAAAAUAGCCGUGGCAAAACAAAAUAAUGGCAUCCCCUCGCUUGCAAUUCAUAGAAAGUUAACAAACUUAAUUUAGGCAGUAAAUGAGAACAUAACUUAGCCCUCAGGCACAUUAACAGACAGUGAAGUUAUAAAGAAAACAGAUAAGUCAAAAGACUACACCCGGCCACAUGCUCUGGGUUGAGAUCUCACUGGUAUUAAAGAUGGUUGCACACUUUACAACUUGUGUCUCUAUCAAUGGACACAAAAAUAGAACAAGAAAAACCUUUUUACACACUUUAACACACUUUUUAUAUAUAUACGUCCCAAUGGACGUAACAGAUAACUAUUGUUUAGAAGAAAUAUGUGUUCAUAUUUUAAACUUUUAGUUUAGAUUAUCUUUAGCUGGCAUUACUAGCCGAACUAAAGGAACAGUUCACACAAAAAUGAAAAUUCUGUCAUCAUUGAUUCACUCUCAAGUUGUUAGAAAUCUGUAUAAAUUUCCUUGUUCCGAUGAACACAGAGAAGAACUCUUCUAACCAAACAGUUCUUGGCCGCCAUUGACUACCAUAGUUGGAAAAAUUGCUUUACAAAUUUCUUUGUUCUGUUGAACACAAAAGAAGAUAUUUUGAAGAAUGUAUGAAAGCAAACCGUUCUGGGGCACUUUUGACUACCGUUGUCAUUUUUUCUACUAUGGUAGUCAAUGGUGGCCAAGAACUGUUUGGUCGCAAGCAUUCUUCCAAAUAUCUUUGUGUUCAUCAGAACAAAAAAAUGUAUACAGGUUUGGAACAACUUGAGGGCGAGUAAGUGAUUUUUAUUUAGGGGUCAAGUGUCCCUUUAAAAACGUAACGCUAGGGGUUGUCACAUACUAACUUGUAUGUCGUUCAUGCCUUUGAUGGGAUCUUGGCACAAACCUCCUAAACUCAUCAUAAACAUGCUGUCUGUUUUAACAUUCCAUUAAUGUCUGAAGAGUGUUUGGUGGAUUUCAUGUUAAAACAAACAUCUACAAACGUUUUGAAUAAUUUCAUAUAUUUAAUUUCAUGUAGCCUGUGAAUUACUUUCCCUGUGGUUUGCAGUGUCAUGUGCUGUAUGUUUUUUGUGAAACAUUGAGUGAAGGCCAUCCGGUAGGCAUGUACAGUUCAGUUGGAUCCCCGCCUAGCUGUGUUUAGUGUGUGUGACAGUUUGGUUAAAAUGGUGAUACACACACAGGCCGUGCAUGGUUAUCACACUUUUAAAAAGCCCAUAUUCAAUAUGAGCCUUGGAGGAUUGUGGGUAAAGUGAUGCAUAUGUACAAACAAUGGCUUUCCAUCAAUAGAUUUUUAUAGCUUCAGAUUUGGUUAGUCAUUUUUAAACAAUGUUCCUUCUGAGAAAACACUUAUGUUUUAGUAUUGAAACAUCUUUGUUUUUUAAACCUGGAAGUGGACAUUCUUGCCCAGUGUACUGUGCUGUAUUUUGGUUUGGUUGUGACUGUACCCAUAGUUUGACCUUUUUGCCUAGUGCCAGUGAUUUAAUCAGGUGAACAGGAUAUUUUACUCAUUUUUACCCCUGUAUUAUUACUGUUUCUGCCAGAGGACAUAAUCUUGACUGUGUCCUUCACUACUCCACAAAUUACAUGCCUGUGUAACUCCAUUUUUUUUUCUUCAUAACAAUUACAUCCAAUGGCUUUCUUGUAGAAAAUGUUGUUUUAAAUGUGUAUU